Molecule: messenger RNA, 334 nt
Organism: Podarcis raffonei (Aeolian wall lizard)
Lineage: Eukaryota; Metazoa; Chordata; Lepidosauria; Squamata; Lacertidae
Product: translation machinery-associated protein 7-like
Exons: 1
Source: RefSeq, a predicted model, not a curated record
CAGCAUCAUGUCAGAAUGGGACGGUGGCAAGAAGGAACCCUUGAAACAGCCCAAGAAGCAAGUAAAGGAAAUGGAUGAGGGAGACAAAGCAUUCAGGCGAAAACAAAAGUAGGAGCAAAAGAAAGUCGUUGAGUUGAAGGCAAAAGCAGUUGGCAAGGGCCCACUUACUGGAGGUGGGAUUAAGAAAUCUGGUAAGAAGGAGCAGAUGGAUGAGACUAUAGGGCAAGAAAAGCAUUCACUCUCAUUGGAUGCUUGGCAGCAGGAUCGAUUUCCAGGCUGAUGUUGUGGCAAACAUUAAUUUGAGCACUUAUGUACAUUUUGUUCAAACAAAAUA